Pseudocercospora fijiensis CIRAD86 is the source of this 306-nucleotide messenger RNA. RefSeq lists its product as uncharacterized. Lineage: Eukaryota; Fungi; Ascomycota; Dothideomycetes; Mycosphaerellales; Mycosphaerellaceae. Gene Ontology annotation, cellular component: ribonuclease MRP complex. Gene Ontology annotation, biological process: maturation of 5.8S rRNA from tricistronic rRNA transcript (SSU-rRNA, 5.8S rRNA, LSU-rRNA); nuclear-transcribed mRNA catabolic process, RNase MRP-dependent. Gene Ontology annotation, molecular function: rRNA primary transcript binding. The record is from RefSeq and is a predicted model, not a curated record. The annotation marks the transcript as partial. The transcript has 2 exons.
CUACUCCACCUCUUCCACCAUCGCAACAAAAACCAACACCGACGCUCCCACUGGUACAAACACAUGAACACCUUCCGUCGCCAACUGCAAUCUCUGCUCUCAGAUCUCAAAACCCUGAACAGCGUCCCAUCAACCCACACCUCCGCACGUUUGGAAUUUUGGCGCGAGGUUAUGGUUUCGAAGUGGCAGUUUGCGUUUAGUCAGGUUGUGGCGGAUGGAAGGUUUAGUGUUUUGGGAGUUUUCUUGUAUUCGUGUUUGGCGGAGGUGGGGAAGUUGGUUGGGAUGACGGGGAUGUUGGAAGAGUUG